Messenger RNA from Ogataea polymorpha, 2043 nucleotides. RefSeq lists its product as uncharacterized. The record is from RefSeq and is a predicted model, not a curated record. Lineage: Eukaryota; Fungi; Ascomycota; Pichiomycetes; Pichiales; Pichiaceae. Gene Ontology annotation, cellular component: nucleus. Gene Ontology annotation, molecular function: protein tyrosine/serine/threonine phosphatase activity. Bases 1 to 1023 code for a protein of 340 amino acids. The transcript has a single exon. Gene Ontology annotation, biological process: protein dephosphorylation.
AUGUCUGUGUACAGAAUAUUGGGGGGCAUUUACAUAAGCUCGGUUGAGCCCCUUUACAAAGGUUUGGACAUAAGAAAAGAGCACGGAAUAGAGUAUAUUAUCUCGGUACAAAAACAAAGUAUACCUGAUUUUUAUACUAAGGAUCCUUAUCGUCACCUUCAAAUUUCCGUGGACGAUGAUGAAAAGUCUAAUAUCAUAGGUUUUUUUGAACAGACGAAUCGUUUCAUUUGCUUUGCCCUUUAUGGAAAUCCAGACCAGACACCCAAUACUGCAAAAGUAGCCAAGCAUAAAUCUAACAUUCUAAUACAUUGCAAUGCUGGGUGUUCUAGGUCUCCAACAAUCUUGGCAGCUUUUUUAAUGAAAUACUAUCAGAUGAGUCUCAAGGUUGCUCUCUAUGCAAUGAAGCGAGUUAAGUCAGACGUUUGCCCCAAUGAUACCUUUAUUUAUCAGCUGAAACUAUACGAAGAGCUGGGGUGUCAGGAUAGUACGAAAAUACUGGAGGGUAUUGCAACAUAUAAACAAAUGGUAUUGGAACUUGGCUGCGAUAAUCAUGCGGCUUUAGUUAAAUCUGACGACUUAUAUCGAGACGAUUCUACUGAUUUCAACGCACCGAGUGUUUUGAGGUGCAGAAGAUGUAGGGGUGUGCUUGCAAAUUCAACAUCAUUCAUACCUCAUGAACCACCAUCAAGUGACAAAGAUAAGCAAGCGUUUUUCGUUAAAAACGCUUACAAAUCAAAAAGAAUUAGGAGCACUCAAAGGGGCGCAAAUGAGUGUACACAUUACUUUGUCGAGCCGCUUCAGUGGAUGCAACCAGAAUUAUCACAAAGUGAAUUGGAGGGUAAAUUUCUGUGCCCCAAAUGUAAGGCCAAAGUGGGAGGGUAUUCAUGGAGAGGCUCUCGGUGUAGCUGUGGAAAAUGGAUGGUCCCAGCAAUUCACUUGCAGAAAGCUAAGGUUGAUGAAAUAAGCCAGGGCAAAUGUGAAUCGCUUGUACGGGAUCCUUUUGCUUCCUUGACGGAUCGAUAAUUAUUCUAUAGUCAUGUCAUAAUCAGAUGACCUGGUGGUGUUUGCAUGAACAUCUAUUCUCAGCCCGGGGGACCUUAAACAGGGGCUGUCUCGUAAAUCGGCAUUAUCAUGCGAAUGCAUAUAUGGAGUUUGUGGAGAGGUAUCACCUGUUGCAGUCUCAUCUCCUUCUCGACCAGCAAAACCAGUUCUUACAUGGUUUGAUGCAGACGUUUCAGUAGUCUCAGUUGUUGACGUAAGAGGCCCAGAAUGGAGCAAUACAUUUUCAGUCACAACAUCUGCGAUUGGGGGGUUUGAAUCAAUCUCAGUUGGGCCAUUAAUCGAAAUGCUAUGAUCAUCUUGAUAUUCCUCAGGGACCAUGAAUGCUUCCGCAUCAUUAACGACAGCGUUGUCAUCACGCAUAAUGCCAUCGCCGCCGUCACUAUCAUCAUCAUCACCAUCAUCAUCACCAUCACCAUCAGUGUUGAAGUCCAGAGAGUAGGCAUCAUUGUUAGGAAUAUCAGCAUCAAGAUCGGCUUCCGUAUCAUUGUUCAAAUGAAGGGAAUGAGUAAGCUCCUCAACACUAUUACCAACUAUGUUGUCCACAUCUUCGUCUUCAUCUGCAGCUGUGAACGCAUCCCCACCUUCGAAAUUAAUAGGAUCAUCAUCGUAUUCUUCUUCCUCAGAUAUUUGCUUCAUGCUUUUUUCAAGUCCCAUCGGUUUCAGGUAACUAUAGCCAACUUUGCUGAGGUCGCUAAGAUAUGUCAGAUCUUGGCAUAUGGAAGUCGCCAAAUACUCUAACGUAGUAUUACUUGCUUGUUCUGAUGGUAAUAACAUCAACCCCCUGGACGCGUCUGAUGUUCUGAUUGGGGUCGGCAAUGCAGGUGAAUACGAGGAUAGAGGGGGAAAUCGGCUUGCAUUGAUAUCGGAUCCUCUCUCCUGUGAUUUCGUAGAUUGUCUUGUGUUAGACUCCAGCAUCCAUAAAUGAUGCGCAUCACGGGGAAUGAGAUCUGGUAAAAACAUAAAUGAAGAAGCCGAAAUGAU